This is a messenger RNA of Prinia subflava (tawny-flanked prinia), 792 nucleotides long. It is a transcript of the gene POLE4, whose product is annotated as DNA polymerase epsilon 4, accessory subunit. The transcript has 4 exons. The record is from RefSeq and is a predicted model, not a curated record. Gene Ontology annotation, cellular component: nucleus; epsilon DNA polymerase complex. Gene Ontology annotation, biological process: DNA-templated DNA replication. Bases 36 to 380 code for a protein of 114 amino acids. Gene Ontology annotation, molecular function: protein heterodimerization activity. NCBI's taxonomy places the organism in Eukaryota, Metazoa, Chordata, Aves, Passeriformes, Cisticolidae.
CCCGCGGCCCCGCGCAGGCGCAGCGCUCGGGCGGGAUGGCAGCGGCGGCGGCCGUGCCGGGGCCGGGGCCCGCGGAGGCGGCGGCGCCCGGGGAAGACGCGGCGGGCGCGGGCCCGCAGGGCCCAGGGCCGGCCCGCCUGGCCCGGCUGCCGCUGGCGCGGGUGAAGGCGCUGGUGAAGGCGGACCCGGACGUCACCCUGGCCAGCCAGGAGGCCGUGUUCGUGCUGGCGCGGGCCACGGAGCUGUUUGUUGAAACCAUAGCCAAAGAUGCUUACAUGUAUGCCCAGCAAGGAAAAAGGAAAACCCUGCAAAGAAAAGACCUGGAUAAUGCUAUUGAAGCUAUUGAUGAAUUUGCUUUUCUGGAAGGUACUUUGGACUGAGCUGGACAGAGACAGAGUUCUCUGGAGAAAGAGACUACAGAUGUGGUGCGAGAUGGAAAACAGGAUGCUGAGAGUUCAAAAAUCAUUCCUAGAACUGAGACACUGAAGUUGAGACAUGGCAACCAUGAUGUUUUGUAUAAAGUUGAAAUUGUUGUAAUUUCUUUAUUUAAAAUGCAUAUUUUUUCGUAACUAUUUUGUAUGUCCCUUCACAUGUGGCUGUAGUGCAGCUCUCUGCUCUGGCCAGUUACACAGCAGUUACUCCCAGUAGCAGUCCCAGACUCUUUGGGUACUCUGCAGCACCACAGAGCUGUGAACAAAGUGGCUUGGCUCAGGCACAAGGAAUUUUUUUAAUGGAAAUGUGGGUUUUGUCAUAUAUGUUUGUUUCUUAACACAAUUAAAUUGUUGUUGUUGA